AUGAGCACGGCCAACUCGGUCUCCGCCUCCAUUGUUCGAUCGCCUCGCCAGGUUUUCAUCUCUGUUUCUCUCUGCAUUGCCGUCUGUCCCCUUCUCCUGUUGCUCCAUUCUCUUAUCCUCCCUCCGUUCGUGUGUAGGUAAUUGGUGAGAAACGGGACAGUCUGAGGAGAGUCGUCCAGGGGCGGAGAUCGCCCUCGGCUCGCAGGCUUGUAGUCCGUGCUUCCAGCAAGGAAAUCGCCUUUGAUCAGAGCUCUAGGAGCUCCAUCCAGGCCGGUAUCGACAAGCUUGCCGACGCCGUCGGUGUUACGCUCGGGCCCAGUGGUGUGUAUACAUCUAAGCUUUCUAUUAAGCAUGCUUUGGUUUCCUCAUUCGACUUCAACUGGCGGCGAGUUGUGAUUCCACCGUCACCUCUUUUCUUCCCGUCUUUAUGCAAUGUGAGACUAACGUUCAGAUGUCUCGAUCUUUGAAGGGAGAAAUGUUGUUCUCGACGAGUACGGGACUCCUAAGGUUGUCAAUGACGGAGUUACCAUUGCCCGGGCCAUCGAACUCCCCAAUCCCAUGGAGAAUGCCGGUUCUGCCUUGAUCAGGGAGGUGCGAUUUCUUGUUUCCUCUCCCGUUUCUUCUUCCAUCUUGGCUACUCGAUCAUUUCUUCGUUCUUCUUAGAUGUGUGAAACUUCCCUGAAGUUCUGGUGCUCUGUGUCGCAGGUUGCUAGUAAAACAAACGAUUCGGCAGGUGAUGGGACCACUACUGCAUCGGUGCUCGCGAGAGAAAUCAUGAGAUUGGGGUUGUUGAGCGUUACAUCGGGUGCAAAUCCAGUUUCUGUCAAGAAGGGGAUAGACAAGACUGUCCAGGGGCUUGUAGAAGAGCUCGAGAAGAGAUCUCGUCCAGUCAAAGGACGGGACGACGUCAAAGGUACCUUGCAUGAAAUCGGCAUCGACUGGAUGAGACGUGAAUCUCAUCUGAAUUAAUAACUCUUAAUUCCGUCCUGCAGGGGUGAACGAAUGAUAAGUUUGUUCGAUAGUUUUUUCUUUUUUUGUUCCCAUAUUUUUUUGGUUCAGAACCAUCAACUAUGAGCAUCUUACUCCAGGAUCUCCUUUUUGGUCGAUCGAGCUCACUCUCAGAUGAAUGUUUUAGAUAUGGCAAAUACCCAUGAAACUAGAUAAAAAUUACUGAAGAGCAUUCUCACCAAGAUCUGAUGAAAAGGAUGGCUUCCCAGAAUGUUUUUGAAGCACAAUAGAAGAAACACGAGAUUGACUAAUUGUCCAUUUAUCACUAAUAAACAGAAAAUUCUAUUGCAGCUAUUGCCUCUAUCUCUGCUGGCAAUGAUGAGUCCGUGGGGACUAUGAUUGCCGAUGCAAUCGACAAAGUUGGCCCUGAUGGAGUCCUCUCUAUCGAGUCCUCAUCCUCUUUCGAGACUACAGUUGAUGUUGAAGAAGGAAUGGAGGCACGUUCUUAUCUCUCCUAACCAACAACUUCCGUCCAUAAAGUCUGCAAUGAUCUCCCUUCCCCUGACGUUGGUGUUUGGGAUCGCGUUCGCAGAUUGAUCGAGGUUAUAUAUCUCCUCAAUUUGUGACGAACUCUGAGAAGCUGACUGUUGAGUUUGAGAAUGCAAGAGUUCUGGUGACAGACCAUAAGAUUUCUACCAUAAAGGAAAUAAUCCCCCUUUUAGAGAAGACGACGCAGCUGCGCGCUCCGCUGCUCAUCAUUGCAGAGGAUGUCACCGGCGAGGCCCUGGCCACUCUGGUUGUGAACAAGCUCCGAGGUAUCCUGAACGUCGCUGCUAUCAAGGCACCUGGGUUUGGUGAGCGAAGAAAGGCUCUUCUUCAGGACAUCGCCAUUGUCACAGGUGCGUGCAGAAUGAUUGCCCUCUUUCUUUUUCAAACGAGAGAUAAUUCGCCGACUAUGCAUUUCUUGUCUGUAAAUUUCUUUUGAAUUACGAUGUUAUCUUCUUUCUGAUAGGCAUCUUUUUUGGCCUGCAGGGGCCGAAUUCCAGGCGAAGGAUAUGGGUCUGUUAGUGGAGAACGCCUCCGUUGAGCACCUCGGAACAGCCAGAAAGAUCACCAUCACCCAAAACUCCACCACCAUCAUCGCAGACGCAGCGACCAAAGACGAGAUCCAGGCUAGAAUAAGCCAGAUCAAGAGAGAACUCGCAGAGACGGACUCCGUCUACGAUUCUGAGAAACUCUCCGAGAGAAUCGCCAAGCUCUCCGGCGGAGUCGCCGUCAUAAAGGUCGGCGCGGCCACGGAGGCGGAGCUGGAGGACAGGAAGCUGAGGAUCGAAGACGCCAAGAACGCCACCUUCGCCGCGAUAGAGGAAGGAAUCGUCCCUGGCGGCGGCGCCGCCUACGUCCACCUCUCCACCUGCGUUCCGGCCAUCAAGGACAAGCUCGAAGACCCCGACGAGCGCCUUGGCGCCGAUAUCAUCCAAAAGGUACGCCGUUUCCCAACUUCUCACCAGUCCUUCUCAAGUCCGAGCAUAAAUGCACAGAGAGAUGGAUGGAUAGAUAGAUGCAGAGAGAGAGAGAGAGAGAGCCGAUUGUUGUUGGUGUGAUGGUGAUGGUGAUGGGUGGUGUCUGUGACAGGCGCUGGUGGCUCCGGCGACGCUGAUAGCGCAGAAUGCGGGGGUAGAAGGGGAGGUGGUGGUGGAGAAGGUGAGGGAACGGGAGUGGGAGGUGGGGUACAACGCGAUGACAGACGAGUACGAGAACCUGGUGGAAGCAGGCGUGAUCGAUCCGGCCAAGGUAACCCGGUGCGCCCUGCAGAACGCGGCGUCGGUGGCGGGGAUGGUCCUCACCACCCAGGCCAUCGUAGUAGACAAGCCCAAGCCCAAGGCCCCCACCCUCUCCUCCCCCGCUCCCGGCUCACUCGCCGUUUAG
Messenger RNA from Spirodela intermedia, 2877 nucleotides. NCBI's taxonomy places the organism in Eukaryota, Viridiplantae, Streptophyta, Magnoliopsida, Alismatales, Araceae. The record is from the annotation of a GenBank genome assembly.